Molecule: messenger RNA, 1912 nt
Organism: Aphis gossypii (cotton aphid)
Lineage: Eukaryota; Metazoa; Arthropoda; Insecta; Hemiptera; Aphididae
Exons: 3
Coding region: 608-1384 (258 amino acids)
Source: RefSeq, a predicted model, not a curated record
AUGUUCCGUAUUUCCGAUAAUUAUGAAACCGUUUUGAAAACAAAAAUUAUGAAUUGUAAAAUAUAUAUUUUACUAACUCAGUGAAAUAAUCACGGUUAUAAAAAAUUUUAAAGGCUUUUAAACACUACCAUAUAAACUGAUAUCGGCGUACAAACAUAUGGAUUACUCAUAAAUAUAUUGUAAUUUAUAGCAAUAUAGUUUAUAUAUUAUAGUGGGAGGGGUAAUAUACUACAACUCAUAGGAAAACAAUCAUUAAACAUUUUCGUUAUUUUCAUACUGUUAUUAUACAAAAAAAAAGUACCUAGUGUAUCAUUCAGUAAAUAUUUAUAAUAACAUAAUCAAUAUUUUAGAAUUAACAAAAUAGAUCUGUAUAUAAACUGUAAAGUGAUUAAAGCUCUACCGCCUGCAAUUUCAAAUCAAUUGUCAAAAUAAUAAAUAAAAGCAUAACAACUGCAGCGACGAGGCGGACGCUUAAACAUCACAUGUAUCGUAAUACCAUUGAUACCGUGGUGUACACACGGACUAUACCAUAGAGUCUGCAAGACGAAAUAUGUAGAUAGAUAUUAUAUACUAGGUAUAUACUUACCAAAAUACGUCGGACAUCGCGAUGAUGGCGGAAGAUUCCUACUGCAGUUGCAGCACGACGGCGCCGGACGACAGUUGCAGCUGUGACCGACCGGAUGUUCACGGGCUCGAUUUGGCGACUUCGCAGUUCGAGGUCGUUAUUCGUCAACCCUCACAGACGUCGGACUGCAGCGACAAACCGCAGUCGUCGAAGAGAUCACAACGCGCGUACAGUUCGAUGACCGUGCAGGCCGGAAAGACGAACGACGAGGUCCGGAAACAGUUUACGGGCAGCGCGGAAGCGUUGCAUCGCUCGUCGGCGGACGACGAGUACUGCGACGGCCGUCCUCCGACCCCAGAGCAGCGCAGUCACAGCAGUGAGCUAACAGCCGUCGGCCCGGAAGCUCCGAACUUGCUGCGGACUACCGAUCCGCAAGCUCUACCCGACAUUUCCACCACCGAAUUACAGGUUGCAGCAACGGACCAGCAGCUGCGAGAGUCCGACUUCUGCGCAACCGAUGACCCGCCAACUGCCCAAUUCUAUACAAACGACUUCUGCGCGGUAAUAAUGCCUAACGCUAGUGACGACUUUGACGCGGUGGACUUGACGGUAGACGACUACCGCCCGAGAUCCUUCGACGUUGACAGCUGGGGAGACCGGGGGUCCACGAUUGAUUCGGUUCAGGCUCGAUCUCUGGAAAGUGGAACGUGGGGGAUCGGGGUACAGCAGAUGACUAGAGACGUCCGGAAGGAAAAUGGUUCGCUGUGGACGAGGAUUAAAAAUUACAUAUGUGACAGACUGUGCUUUCGACGACGGUAGAUAAUAAUUAUUAAUGUAUAGAAGUAUAAUAUUCGAGAAAUAAUUUUCCUUAUGUUAAGAGAAAAUUAAAAGAUCCACCGAAAUUAAAAAAAAAAAAAAACAAAUUGCACCUACUUAUAUACAUCUAAACUAUUUUUCAUUUAAUGAUGUUCUUUUCCGCACAUUUUUGGUAAUUUGCAGGGUCGUACCAUAUUGAUAUAUGUAUACUUAUAAUAGUUUUCAAUUUAAACCCUCUCGAUAAAAGCCAAAAGUUAUUUCUGCGCAACCAGUCGGUAACCUGGUUGGGACCACUUCUGAAAGAUUUUCUUACAAAAAAAAAAUGUAUGAAAAAUAAUUCAAAAAUUAGUCGUUUGCAAGUAUGUAUAAGUAUAAAGGUGAUUAUGUGGAUAAACAGUUUAUAUCUCGCGGAGAUAUGUAUCACCAUUUAGAGGUUUUGAAUAAGGGAGGGAAGAGAGAGCAAUAAUUUUGAUGAUGGUCAUGUUAUUUUUUUGUUUUUUGACAUCCUUUUCCACAUUAAAAUGACGCCAC